Molecule: messenger RNA, 2288 nt
Organism: Austrofundulus limnaeus
Lineage: Eukaryota; Metazoa; Chordata; Actinopteri; Cyprinodontiformes; Rivulidae
Gene: b3galt8
Product: beta-1,3-galactosyltransferase 8
Exons: 1
Coding region: 336-1295 (319 amino acids)
Biological process (GO): protein O-linked glycosylation
Cellular component (GO): Golgi membrane
Molecular function (GO): N-acetyl-beta-D-glucosaminide beta-(1,3)-galactosyltransferase activity
Source: RefSeq, a predicted model, not a curated record
UCGGUGACCAGGGUUGCUGAUUUAUGCAUGAGAAAACGCUCAUGGGAAAUAAAUAUUAGCGGAAAACGUCCGCUCUGGGUUUCCGUAGUUUAUUUAUAUGCAUCAUGUAAAACUCGACUUUCUUUCUUGCAGGUUUUGUCCUUACGAACAUAAAAACAUUUUGUUUUGUUUUGUUUUGUACUGUAGCGGAAGGUCCGCCUCGCGCCCCUCCCUUCGGUGGAUGUCUGCUUCCUAAACUCUGAUUUCCUGUCAGCCUGAAGGUAAACUCUGGAAGUUAUUCGGCUCUAGCAGCAAUGACAACCUCGUACCUGGGCGAUUAAAGCAAACUUGCGGUCAUGUGGAGACCUACCUCCGGCGGACUGAUGAAGUUUCUGGGCGCCUCGAUAGUUCUUCUUCUGUUCGCCCACAUCCUGCUGGGUUUAAUGAGUAAAGACCCGGCCGAAGGGAGGCCUGCCACUCCAGAUAAGCAGCAGCGCCGCCUCCGGUCCCACCUCCCGUACCGAUACGUCCUGAAUUCGGCAGGGCUGUGCAGGGACAGGACUCCCUUCCUGGUUUUCAUGGUGCCAGUCGCGCCUCGUCAGACCGCAGCGCGAGAGGCUAUAAGGAAAACAUGGGGGGCUCCGAGUCCCGAUACCUUGACCCUGUUCUUUACAGGACUUCCAAAGGUGGAGGAGCUGCGCCCCCUGCAGGAGGAGCUGGAGCAGGAGAGUAGGCUGUACGCAGACAUAAUCCAGAUGGACUUCAUGGACUCUUACCAGAACCUAACCCUGAAAACCUUGAUGAUGAUGAAGUGGCUGGGGACCCACUGCCCCAACGCCCUCUUUGCCAUGAAGGUGGAUGCUGACAUCUUUGUGAAUGUUUUCCACCUCAGAGACCUCCUCAGAACCUCCCCCAAGAGGGGCUUCAUCACUGGCUCAGUAAUCUGGGAUGGCAUGCCCAGGAGGGACCCCAGCAGCAAGUGGUACCUGUCAAAGGAGCUGUACCCAGAGGACAGCUUCCCCCCCUAUGUAUCUGGAGCUGGGUACGUGUUCUCCUCCGACCUGGCGGGCCAGAUCUCUUGGGCUUCCACAUAUGUACAUUUGAUACCCCUGGAAGAUGUUUAUGUAGGCCUAUGUCUGCGAGUUCUUGGGGUCCGGCCUGUCUACUCCCGCAGCCUUUUCAGGAACUAUUUUGAAAUCCAGAAGUUGGAGUAUGACAGGUGCACUUUUGCUCAACUCAUCAUCGUCAACAAGUUCAAGCCUUCAGAGCUGCUGCAGGUUUGGCCCGACUUCUCCAAAGGUCACACCAACUGCUGAACUAUUGUUUACUUCACUGAUUUAAAAAAAAAAGAAAAGAAACAAAGCCAUAAAUGGGCAGGGAAGCAGGUGUGGAUGGGACUGAUCAAGCAUACGCUGCUAAAAGAUGAAGGCAGAGAAAGUUUUUGUCUGUGUGUGAGUGUCUGUUAGUGAAAUAUGGAGAGCUUAUAAUGUAACCUUCAGGACAAACAUAACAUGAUGUACAUUUACAGCUCAACCCCAUCAAAGAAAGCUGCCACAGCGAACGCCUUCAAAUACACAAAAAUGGCUACAAAUCAGCGAGUUACAGACGGACCUAAGCUCCAGUGUUGUUGUAGCUUAACGUCAUCCUUCACCCAUACUUUGCCUUCCAUGAUAAUCUGCCAAUGCUAAUUAAUUAAAACAGUAGCUGUAAGCUAAAAUGAUGUAAAAAAAAAAAGGUUAAAGAUGAGGUGUGCUCUAGUAGAUUCUGCAAGAUUUUUCAAGGAUUUGAAGAGAUUUAAUAUUUCAAAGAGUAGUCACAUCUGUGGUUUCCUGAGCAAGCUGAAUGUUAUCGUAUUCUUUUAGAAAGUGUGUUGAAGUAGUUACAAUCCAACAUAAAAAAAAAAACAGUGACUUAGCAUUCACACGAUUCAGUUCUUGAGUGCAGAUCCAGGAGUUAGAAGGAAACUUUCUGAUUAGAAACUGUUCAGAGAAAAUGGGCAAUUUAAAAAUGCUUUUUCAGAAAGAUGCCACGGCCACUUUUCUCUUGUUUCCGAUGUUUGACCCCAGAAUGAUCAGCUGAUUAUGGCCUCAAUGAAUGAACUCUGAAUGCAUUUAUCUGCCAAAUAGUUUCUAUAAUUUUAUUGAAAGUUUCAAAUGAUUUCUAUAGUUUGAUUAAAGCCAAACAUUUUCAGAUUUUUCAAAUAUUAGAUCUUUUAAAUGUUAUUUAGGUGCAACUUCAGUCACUUUACUUAUUUCUCAGCUGUCAUAUUUAUUGUCCACUGCCAUGAAAGAAUAAAAGAAAGGCAAUGA